Messenger RNA from Nothobranchius furzeri (turquoise killifish), 574 nucleotides. RefSeq names its product histidine triad nucleotide binding protein 1 (gene hint1). Gene Ontology annotation, biological process: purine ribonucleotide catabolic process. Gene Ontology annotation, cellular component: cytoplasm; nucleus. Gene Ontology annotation, molecular function: hydrolase activity. The record is from RefSeq and is a predicted model, not a curated record. Lineage: Eukaryota; Metazoa; Chordata; Actinopteri; Cyprinodontiformes; Nothobranchiidae.
UCCAUCUUCCACAUUGGCUUGCUGCUACCACAUCAAUCGAAAGCCAAACAUGGCUGAUGAAACGGCGAAGGCACAGGUUGCCCGGCCGGGCGGAGAUACAAUAUUUGGGAAAAUAGUUCGCAAAGAGAUUCCUGUCAACCUAGUUUAUGAAGAUGAUUUGUGUGUUGCCUUCCCUGAUAUUGCUCCUCAAGCUCCCACUCACAUCCUGGUCGUCCCCAAAAAACCAAUUGUUCAGCUGUCACAAGCCGAGGACAGUGAUGCUGCUCUGUUAGGUCACAUGCUGAUAGUUGCAAAGAAGUGUGCCCGAGACGCAGGUCUGGCUAAAGGCUACAGGAUUGUCAUCAACGACGGGCCGGAUGGCGGCCAGUCUGUCUACCACAUCCACAUUCACAUCCUGGGUGGACGCAUUCUGGGCUGGCCUCCUGGCUAACCUCCGUCCUCCUGCACAGGCCGCUUUGCCAUAUCUGUCACCUGACGUCCAGUGUUGCUAGAUUUAAAUUCAGGAUGUAUCACAAUGAAAUGAGUUACACAAAUCUGGAAAUGCAAACAUGUUAAUAAAAUUCACAACUCUUCA